GGCACGACAACCCCGCCUUCGAGUACGACACUCCGCCCCUGCUCGAGAACGACGUCGCUCGGAACAUCAACACAGAGGUGGAUGGGCGUCCCGUGACCAACACUCCCAAGGAAUAUCUCAUGGCUGCUAGUGACGACCACACUGCAGGUUCAGACCUAACUGAGACUAUACCAUGCCUUCUGUCCAAACAUGGGAAUGUUAUAGUCGGUGAGGAAAUGUCCCAUGUACAGGAUGAGGUGGGGAAGCUGCAGCAGCACUUGUCCCUACUGCGCGAACAGUACGUGAAACUGCAGGAAAGAUACACAGCACUAGAGCAGCAGCAUGCCAUCGUCACAGCAGGCACUCAGGUCUCGGAAGGGGAGGACUCCUUCGUCACGAGGCUCUUGCGUUUCGUGGCAGAUUUGUACGACAAGGAAAAGUACAGUGACAUGUCAGUACACCUUGGAAGCAGGACCAUAAGAGCCCAUCGUUUUGUUCUGGCCGCGCGUAGUGACAGCUGGGGGGUAUCGUCCCUCGCAGACGUUGAUGCACUAGAUUGGAGUUCACUGGAUGAAGAGGUUGGUGAGGCUGUUUUGCGAUGGGUGUACACAGACCACGUCAGUCUCCUCAAUGAGCAUGACUUCACGCUCAGUCUCAUGAGGGCAGCAGCAUGCUUUUCUUUGAAUCCUUUGAUGAAAAGAUGUGAAAAGGCACUCAUGGGGUGGGUCACAGUGAGAAACUGUGUUCGACUCUACACCACAGCAGAUGAGAUUGGCGCGCAGACAUUGAGAGAUCAUUGUUCAACACUGAUAUCCACACACUGGAAUGACUUCACUCCCGAUGACUUCUCACACAUGACGGCUCCUUUGCUCUAUGCCAUGUUCAAGAAUAAGACGAAGCACCCUCUGCAUGCAGCCAUCAGACUGCAGAGAGAAGACGUUGUUUUCUUGUACCUCAUCGAGUUCGACUCUCAGCUCCCGGGCGUUCUGGACGAGGCCGACGAGAGCGGCGACAUGGCCCUCGACCUGGCACUGCUGGGGCGGCAGCACAGCAUCGCCGACACCCUCCUGAAGCACGGCGCCUCCGUCACCACCACCGAUCCCACGGGCGCCUCGCUCCUGCACAGGGCCGUCAGGAGGGGAGAUGAAUUCUCUGCUUCGUUCCUGAUGAACCAUGGCUGCUCAGUGAACGUAGCGACCCCUAUGGAGACGGCAGGACCCCACUGCACACCCUGGUCACCAACAGCCAGACAGGAGUCACCUCAGUCUCCCUCCUUCUCCCUCCUUCUCCCUCCUUCUCCCUCCUUCUCCCUCCUUCUCCCUCCUUCUCCCUCCUUCUCCCUUUCAAGGACUGUACUGCACCUGACCGUGGAGGGCGAGCGAGAGGAGAUCUUCCGUGUCCUGAUCGAGCACGACAACCUGCGUUUGGAGCUGCGGGACAAGGCUGGGUACCCUGUGCUGUGGUACUCCCUGAAGACAGGCACGGAGUUUGGGGAGACCUCCUACGCCGCGCAGCUCAUCAAGAAGGGAGCCUCGCCAGAUGCGGUGAUUGGUUCAAGUGGGGAGUCCCUGUUACACUUGGUAGCACGAGAUGGCAUGGAAGAAGCCGGCUUGUUCCUCACGACCCAGGGUGCCAGCUGCAAUGUUGUGAAUGCCGAUGGGGAGACUCCACUCCAUGUUUCUUGCACUGUUGGUCUUCCCUCGCUCACAACUGCUUUACUACAGAUCGGAGCAAAUCCAAAUCUUCAGACCUAUUCCUCUUCGCCGGCGGGCACCCCAAUCGAUGCCAACGACCCAUUUGCGGAGGACGCUGAGGAGUCUCCCACUUCCAGCCUAACCUUCCGCGAAACCCCCUUGCACCGAGCCAUCAAGAAUAAGAAUGAAGAUGAUAUUAGGGCAAUUUUAGAUCAUAAAGGUGCGGCUCCUACCAUUGUUGAAUACUGUGAGAGCAACAAAGUGGACUCAAUAGUGAUGCCUGACUUGAACCUGCGCGACUCGGACGACUUGACCCCCCUUGGUGUGGCUCUGGGAACAGGCCAGAUCAAUGUGGCAAAAGAGCUGCUUGAAUCUGGGGCUGACAUCAACACGACAGACUCCCAGGGGUAUGGUCUUCUCCACAUGGCCAUUCAAGUCAAGGAAGUACAGGUGGCCACCUUCCUAAUCAACAAUGGUGCUGAUGUUAACCUGAGGACUCGUGAUGGAGAGUCUCCACUGCAGCUCUGCAUCAGUGAGAGCCUCAGCGCUGUGGUCGGACUUCUGUGUGGGAAAGGAGCAGACCACAAUUCCCAUCCUAACUCCCCUGAACCUCCGCUGUGGCAGGCUCUGGACUCAAAGCAAGAGGACAUUGCUUCCACACUAGUACAGUACCAUGUUGACACAGAUGGCUGGGCUGAGGGUCCAGAGGGAUGUCUGCAGACUUUGCUACACAAGGCUAUAGAUGAGAACCGAGAAGACAUCGCUUGUUUCUUGGUGAGAAGUGGAUGUGACGUUAAUGCGGUGAGGAAGCCAGGACCAGGUGGUGGUGGUGGUGAUGCAGCGACAGAUCAGAUGACCCCACUGCACCUUUGUUGCUCUUGGGGGUUAGAGAAUACCGUGCAGACUCUGCUUGAGCACGGUGCAAAAGUUAAUGCGAGGGAUGCUGAAAAUAAGACUCCCUUGCACCAUGCCAUUGAAAACGGUCACAAUCCCAUCAUUUCCCUGCUGCUGUCCCAUCCUGCCUUGGAUCUUUCCCUGCGAGACAAAUCCGGCAUCACACCCUUCGCUGCUGCCAUGUCGAGAAAGAACAACAAGGCUGCGCAGGCUAUUCUGAGCCGGGAACCCAAGGCUGCAGAACAGUAUGAUCACAAGGGCCACAAUUUCUUGCACGUAGCCAUUCAGAAGAAGGACAUGGAAAGUGUACUCUUCCUCCUGAGUAUUCACGUUGACAUGCACACCAGGACACAAGACCAGUUGUCUCUCACACCCCUGCAUCUGGCUACACUCUCAGGGUCAGAGAUGAUUGUAAGAAAUCUUUUACUGGCUGGAGGUGGAGCAAUCAAUGAGUUAACACCACAGAAGCAGACAGUUCUUCACCUGGCUGCGGCAAAUGACCAUCCCCAUCUUGUCUCCAUCUUCUUAGAGAAUGGAGUCCGUUUUGAUGCUGUAGAUGACAAUCAUAACAAUGCACUGCAUGUGGCAGUCAAGGAAGGCCAUCUGUCUGUUGUGAGAGUGCUGUUAACUGAAUCAAGGAUCAACGCAGAGGCGGUGAACCUCCGUGGUCAGAACCCCCUCCACGUCCUUGCCAAUUACCCGAAGGACAAUGCAGCAGCCAUAGCGGAAAUGUUCUUGGAGACUAUGCCAGACUAUGAUCUCAAUAGGGUAGAUGUAGAGGGGAACUCGGCUCUGUUGCUGGCUUACAUGCGAGGUGCGGGUCAGCUUUGCCGAGUAUUAGUACGGUCCGGAGCAUGCCUGGGCUCGACAAAUAAGCAUGGUGUAAACAUAUUCAAUUAUCAGGUGCCAACCAAAGCACUGCUGUUUAGGCUCCUGGAUGUGCUAUCAGCUGAGCCUCCAUGGAGCGAAGGAGAACUCUGCAUGGAGUGCGGGACCAAGUUUGGCCUGGCCACAAGGAAGCACCACUGCCGACACUGUGGUCGACUCCUUUGCAGCAAGUGCUCGGAUAAGGAUGUGCCCAUCCUUAAAUUCUCAUUGAACAAGCCUGUUCGAGUAUGUCAGACCUGUUUUGAUGUACUUACUUUAGGACCAGCAGCUAUAUCAUAGUAGAUGUUUUAGAAUAAGUAAAGAAAUCAAGUCCAUUCAUAGCAAGAAUAUUAUCUUUUUCUUUUUCUAUACAUUUGAUAACCAGUUUAUUACAAUUAACCUAAGACUUAUAAUGAUGGUGCCACUAUGUGAUUUAAGUGACAGAAGUGUAUCAUGUGAUCAAGCUAAACUUUUCACUUCAAGUCCAAGCUGUACUUCCUACUUAGGCAAAUACUCACUGCCAAAUAUACAUUCGAGGAAAUCUUACUUGGGAAUCAUAUGAUUUGCUUGCAAACACAUCUGGAUGAAAUUGGAAGAGAGGCUGCUCUUUAUAGGAAGAGUAGUUCAAAAUUUUGAACAUGAUUAAUACUUUUUGAAGGAUAUUAAAAGGUACUCUGAAUUGUUUAGGUUUUUUGGUCAGCACAUCCAAAAAUGUUUUGCUUGGAGGAAAGUGAGUGAAAUAGUUCCCGGGUGAAGUGGUAAACUAUGAUCUUCGUUAGAAGAUAUGAUAUCGUAAAAGUUGGAAAGAAUUUCACUUGCAAAAAGGGGGAAAUUUUGUUGGUCAACUUGUAAGUUUCCUGUGAUUUUUUUUCCAUAUUAGAGGAGUUUUUAGUUCCUGUACAGUGAUUUUAUGUAAUGUUCCUUUGUUUGUUUAAGAGAAACAAAGGAGCUAAUGAAUAUUUAAAGAAAAAAUCUCAUUUCAUUGUUUUAUUUAUAUUUAUUAUAAUUAUUAUUUUAGAUAUACUCAAUUAUGUUCACAAACAUGGCAUAUAGAAGCAUAAUGGCAAACUUGCCACUCCCUCAAAAAGCAUUCUGUCUCACUCAAAGUAUUGUUUCCUAAUGAUAUAACAUGAGUCUGGCUAGUUUGUGGUUCCCAGUAUUUGUGGAUAAGCCCACAGUGUAAAAUCACCACAUAAGCUGGGGUCCUGUGUUAUUGCACCACAACAGUAACUUGCCUUUGGCCUACUGGCUAGUCCCAUAGUGGGGUACAUCCAGUCAGCACAUGCCAAAGCUAUUGAAUGUCUCUCCUGCAACCCUCUCGGCAUCAUCCACAACUGUCGUUAAAAUCACCAAGCAUUGCAUCACAUGAACAGACAGUGCUGUCCCAUUAAAAAAAAAAAAAAAUGUAUUCUUCUAAAUUUUGUUAUAUCAUAAAUGUGAUUGUGUAAAGCACCGUUGUUACCACUGUCAUCCACAUCCACAGUUAUUUUCAACAAUGCAUUAGUUGUUGAAAGUGGUCAAUAUUUAGUGAAGUGCAGUUUUUACGGAAGGGACACUUUGAAUGUGAGUUUGCCCUUGUGGUUCUAUAUGCUUAAAAAAAUGUGUACAGGUUUGUCCAUUGUGUAUUUUUAUACUCAGGUACACAGGCAACUGGAAGGAGAAACAGACAGACAAGUGUUACUGACUCAGAUACAUCACACACACACUGUCUAAUACACUGAUAAGUUUAGCUCACCAAAGUCAGUUUUAGAUCCUUUUCAGAAUAAUUUCAGUUUAACAAGAAACAAACAUGCUCAACUGUUUUUAUAGACCUUGUGUGUACCUUAAUGUUUGGAAAUAAUUAUUUAACUUAAUACAUAGAGUUGGAAGAAAUGAAGUGGGAAGGAAACCAUACUGAUAUUGUAAAAUUCCAUAGCCAAAGAAUGGCUAUUUUGUGAGGCCAAUGUUAGACUAGUACCAAAAACUAGUAGGUAAGGUAUAUUGUAUAUGUUCACAUAUAUAUAUAUAUAUAGAUAUAUAUAUAUUCUGUAUAUAUGUCUAGGCUUUUUAUGGUUGGCAAGGUUGAAGGUCUAUUUCAUUAUUACAAGAAAGAGAUUUUGUAUGGAGAAAUAAAAAAGACA
Messenger RNA from Penaeus chinensis, 5554 nucleotides. RefSeq names its product rabankyrin-5-like. The transcript is spliced from 23 exons. The record is from RefSeq and is a predicted model, not a curated record. The coding region runs from base 120 to 3734 and encodes 1204 amino acids. Lineage: Eukaryota; Metazoa; Arthropoda; Malacostraca; Decapoda; Penaeidae. Gene Ontology annotation, molecular function: protein binding; metal ion binding.